Pochonia chlamydosporia 170 is the source of this 1815-nucleotide messenger RNA. RefSeq lists its product as hypothetical. Gene Ontology annotation, biological process: protein N-linked glycosylation. Gene Ontology annotation, molecular function: alpha-(1->6)-fucosyltransferase activity. The record is from RefSeq and is a predicted model, not a curated record. Bases 1 to 1815 code for a protein of 604 amino acids. The transcript has a single exon. Lineage: Eukaryota; Fungi; Ascomycota; Sordariomycetes; Hypocreales; Clavicipitaceae.
AUGGCGCCUCGAAUCGAAGUAUCACAGCCUACACACGGCAAGGUCAUGGUUGCGCCGCCGCGCAUUAAUUUACGCCGUACCGCCUCAUAUAAUGAUCGCAGUGCUGCCACACUUUCUUCGACCUCUUCCAGGUUGAAUUUUAAUCACCUUCUUUUCUCACCGCCCCCUUCACCUAGCCUCCCUGCUCUCGUACCAAGAAGGAAGAGGUCUACAUCCGAGUUGUUAUUCAAGCAUCGACCCAGCCGAGUUAUCAGGGGAUUUUUCUACUUUGUUACGCUACUGGUAGGCUUCUACUUGUUUGCUUUUGCUUUUCGACAUCGCAAUGUAAUACAGAUUGCGUUGCCGUAUUUCACCGACCCCCAGUAUGAGAUGGUGGGACAGGAUAGUUUUCCAGACUUUCCCACCCCAAUUGUCGUUCAGGAUUCCAAAAAACGAUCGAAAUGGACCGUUUCUAUUCCACGAAACUAUGAGUUCCCGUUGUCAAUAAAGGAGUAUUCAAGCAUGAAUGGCCUUUGUCGGGAAGUAUCGGCUCGAGCAAGAGAUCUUCACCACAAGACGCCACUGUCUGACAAGAUCUCGUUAUCAUACGACCGACCAGACGACUACUUUGUCGACGUUCAUGAGGCCGAGAAAACCGGACUGCUUUCAAUCAUUCCCAAGGGCCAACCGCCCAAACAUUCUGGACAUUUUUCUGGGUUGAGCUUUGAAUCCAUGUCUGGCAAACCCUUUUGCGGGAAGUCACUGACUUAUGUGUUGGAAAGCCCAAAUGCUGGGCUUGGCGAGGCAGUCAUGACUUUGUGGACGCUGUAUGCUUUGGCUAAAGAACAAGGAAGAGCAUUUUUCAUUGAUGAUUCUCGCUGGGCAUAUGGUGCUUACACCGACCUUUUUCAGGCGCCACCAGUUCCUGAUUGCCGGCCACCGCCUCGGCAUCAGAUGUUGCCAUGUCCGGCACAAACGCGACAUUUAGUGAUUUCAAGUGUAACAACCAAGGACGUGUUUCCCGCACUCCUUGCCAAGCAUCAACGACAGCGUGGCUCUGAUCUUGGGGCGAGGGAUCUCUUCGAACUCGCGCACACCGGAUACAAAGCGCUUUUUAAACUCUCCGCGGACGACCAAGCCUAUGUUGAGAAACGGAUCCAAUAUCUCAAAGCUCAAGCUAAAUCUAAUGAGAAGGACCCCGUGGACUCCCCCGUAAUUGGGCUUCACAUCCGACACGGGGACAGGCAUCCCUAUGAAUACCAAUAUCGAGACACUUAUAUUCCUGCCGAGGUGUUUGCCAGCUAUGCACACAACCUUGUGGAGACUCAUUACAACAAAAGCAAUGUGAAGCCCGAGCAGUAUCACGCGGUUCGAAUUAUUGCCUCAGAUGACCCAAUGGUUCAUGAAGAAUCAGAAUUCGCCGAUGCCCAUCUGGCUCAAGAGCAUAUUCGACUUGCUACCAAGGAUCUUAUCCAAGGAUCCCAGAAGAAUCCACAAUACCUCCACGCUUUCGAGGAAGAGGCAUUUGGAUGGGAAGGUGGCUUCUUUGCCCCCAUGUUUUGGAACUUUGGCGGAAAGCCGAAGCACAACGCCGCUGAGGAAGCUACAGCAGAGGCACCCACCGAAGAGAUGCUGAGGCUCCGGAAUUUGGUUGGGCGGGCGUACAUGAUGGAUAUGGCGGUCCUGUCUGGAGCAAGUGACAAGGUUGUAUGUGCUGUCAGUGCCAUGGGCUGUCGGUUGCUGGCAGUCAUGAUGGGCUGGGAGCGAGCCAUGGACCGCGAAGACUGGCUGAAUGUGGAUGGAGGGUACGGAUGGGGUGGACUCACAUGGGACUGA